This is a messenger RNA of Tripterygium wilfordii, 1891 nucleotides long. RefSeq names its product protein indeterminate-domain 7-like. Gene Ontology annotation, molecular function: DNA-binding transcription factor activity. Lineage: Eukaryota; Viridiplantae; Streptophyta; Magnoliopsida; Celastrales; Celastraceae. Bases 419 to 1771 code for a protein of 450 amino acids. The transcript is spliced from 3 exons. Gene Ontology annotation, cellular component: nucleus. The record is from RefSeq and is a predicted model, not a curated record.
UUCUUUUUGGGGUUGUGGUUUUGGACUCUCCCUUCAAGAUCACAGAGUAUCAUCUGCUUCUCAUCCACAUCUCUCUCUCUCUCUCUCUGUGCAGCCUAAUUAUUGAACUGUGUUUUUUUUUUCUUUUCCUUUUUUGGGUUGAUAUAAUUUAUUUUGUGUGGUUUAUGUUGGAUUUUGUUGGUUCUUAGCAAGAUAGAAGAUCUGGGUUCAGUUUUUGCUAUUACUAUUUGUCUCUCUUUUGCUGUUUAUCUUCUUUAAACUCUCCAAAAAAACCCAAAAUUAAUUGUCUGUUUUGUUGAAUCCAAACAGAGAAGAAACCAUCAUAUAUAUCUAUAUGAGAACUCAAAAUUCUAUCUUUUAGUAGUGCUCUCUCUUUCAACUUCAGCCUUUUUCUAGCUAGUUUUGGCUUUGGUUUUUUAUGUCUAAAGAGGAAAUAAUGAUGAAAGAUUGGAUAUUCUAUCAACAACAACAAACAGUUUUGGAGGAAAACAUGUCCAAUAUUUUGACUUCUGCUGCAUCUGGUGAAGCAAGUGUUCUUUCUGAAACUCAACCUGUAUUGAAGAGAAAGAGAAACCUACCAGGAAACCCAGACCCAGAGGCAGAAGUGAUAGCUUUGUCUCCCAACUCACUAAUGGCAACAAACAGAUUUGUUUGUGAGAUCUGCAACAAAGGGUUUCAGAGAGAUCAGAAUCUUCAACUUCACAGAAGAGGACACAACGUGCCAUGGAAGUUAAAGAAGAGAAUAAACAAAGAUGUUAUAAGGAAGAAAGUGUAUGUCUGUCCAGAACCAAGCUGUGUACACCAUGAGCCAUCAAGGGCUCUUGGGGACUUGAGUGGAAUCAAGAAACACUUCUGCAGAAAACAUGGUGAGAAGAAGUGGAAAUGCGAUAAAUGCUCAAAGAAGUAUGCAGUUCAAUCAGAUUGGACUGCUCAUUCCAAGACCUGUGGCACUAGAGAGUACAGAUGUGACUGUGGCACUCUCUUCUCUAGGAGAGAUAGUUUCAUCACUCACAGAGCCUUCUGUGAUGCAUUAGCUGAAAAGAGUACAAAAGCACCAAACCCACUUCAACCAUUCCCCAUGAAAAUGGAGCAACCGUGGCUAGGUUGUCCACAACCAGCUUCUUCACUUGGGCCUGACCCACUACCAACACAGGCCCAUCUUGAUUUCUCCACGUCAUCAUCCGCAAGAUUACUACUAGGGCAUCAAGAAAACUUAACUUCAAACCCUAGGAUGGGCCCCACAGAACUCUCUCCAUACCAUCAAAGUCUAUCCUCCUCCUCCCCCUCCUCACUUAUGUCAGCUACUGCAUUGCUGCAGAAAGCAGCUCAGAUGGGUGCAACAAUGAGCAGCAAAAGUCACGUGCAGCAAGCAAUUAGUCACGUGUCUGCCGAAUCUGGGAACAAUAAUACAGCUGGGUUUGGUCUGAAUUUGUCCUCAUCUGAUGAUCACGAGCAGCAGCAGACAAGUUGGUUUGUUCAGGGACUGAUCAGUAAUGAUAAAGCUGCUGCCACUACUAUGAAUAUCCCAUUUUCUUCUGGAACUGGCUUUCAAGGGACUACCACCACCACUACUACUAAUAGUACUGCAUUUGAUGAAGCAUUUGGUGGAAUCUUUAAUGGUAAGAGUGGCAGUAGUACUGAUAAGGAUAGUGAUGAGAGUCCAAGUACAAGAGAUUUCUUGGGUCUUAGACCACUAUCACAUACUGAUAUCCUCAGUAUUACUGAUUUUGGUAAUUGCUUCAACACCACUCAUCAGCAGCAGAAAUAUUAAUCCCAAAAGCCAUGGCAAGGUUAGCUACUAUUUUUUUUCGUUUUUCUUUGAAGCUUCCAAAGGAAGAACAUGUCAAAAACUUAUAUUAAUUAUAUAUUCUUUAGCUUUUUUUCCCCCUUA